This is a messenger RNA of Strigops habroptila (Kakapo), 9036 nucleotides long. RefSeq names its product neuron navigator 1 (gene NAV1). The coding region runs from base 301 to 5829 and encodes 1842 amino acids. The record is from RefSeq and is a predicted model, not a curated record. NCBI's taxonomy places the organism in Eukaryota, Metazoa, Chordata, Aves, Psittaciformes, Psittacidae. The transcript is spliced from 30 exons. Gene Ontology annotation, biological process: neuron migration; neurogenesis; microtubule bundle formation. Gene Ontology annotation, cellular component: microtubule cytoskeleton; axon initial segment. Gene Ontology annotation, molecular function: ATP hydrolysis activity.
CGCGCCCGCCGCGCCCCGCCCCUUGCCCGCGCCCGCGGGGCUCGGAGGAGGGCGGGCCCUUUUUGUUUGCCCCCGACAUUCCGCUGGUUCGCAGUGUCCCGCUGGCGGCGGAGCGGCGAGGUGGGGCCGCGCUGCUCAAACCCCCUCCUACAGCCACCCCAUCUCCUCCCCGUCCCGCUCCGCCCCGGCGGGGCGGGCGCUAACGGCGCUUCUCUCUCUGUCUCGCCCGGUGUCCUCGGUGCCGCAGCAACAGCAGCAGCAGCGGCGGCGGCCGGCGGGUUAAAUGGUUGCAGCGCGGGGAUGCUGGGGAGCAACCUCAAGAGCCUUCCCGACGUGGAGCUGGGCGAGGAGGAGCGCGGCUACCGGCGGGGCCCCGACGGCGGCGCGGUGAUGCCGAAGCGGGCGAAGGCGGCGGCGGCGGCGGGGCCGCGGGGCGCGGAGCUGCGCGUCUUCAAGGCGAGCAGCGCGGAGGGGCGGCUGCCGACCGGCUCCAACCUGCGCAAGCAGAAGUCGCUCACCAACCUGGCCUUCCUCACCGACGCCGAGAAGAAGCGGCAGCUCUACGAGCCCCGCUGGAGCGACGACAUGGCCAAGGCGGCGGCACCGGGGGCGGCGGCGGCGGGGGGCGGCCGGGGCGGUGGCGGUCCCCGCGGCCGGGAGGCGCCCGCCAUGUCGCGGAGCUUGUCCCGCUCCGAGCACUCGCUGCUGCCGCCGCGCCCCGCCGGCCCCGCCAAGCCGCCGCCCGCCGGGAAGCCCAGCCGCAUCCCCCGCGGGCCCUACGCCGAGGUGAAGCCCCUCAGCAAGGCCCCCGAAGCGGGCGGCGGCAAGUGCGACGACGAGCUGCUGGGCGGGAAGGGGCCGGCGGUGGCGGCGGGCUCCGAGGAGAAGCCCUACCUGAAGGUGGACCCCGAGCUGGUGGUCACGGUGCUGGGCGACCUGGAGCAGCUCCUCUUCAGCCAGAUGCUGGACCCCGAAUCCCAGAGGAAGAGGACAGUGCAGAACGUGCUGGACCUUCGGCAGAACCUGGAGGAGACCAUGUCCAGCCUGAGGGGCUCUCAGGUGUCUCACAGCUCGCUGGAGAUGACCUGCUACGACAGCGAUGAGGCCAACGCGCGGAGCGUCUCCAGCCUGUCCAACCGCUCCUCGCCGCUGUCCUGGCGCUACGGGCAGUCGAGCCCGCGCCUGCAGGCAGGGGACGCGCCGUCGGUCGGGGGCACGUGCCGCUCCGAGGGCACCCCGGGCUGGUACAUGCACGGCGAGCGGGCGCACUACUCGCACACCAUGCCCAUGCGCAGCCCCAGCAAGCUGAGCCACAUCUCCCGCCUGGAGCUGGUCGAGGCGCUGGACACCGACGACGUGGAGCUGAAGUCGGGCUACAUGAGCGACAGCGACCUGAUGGGGAAGACACUGACAGAGGAUGACGACAUCACCACGGGCUGGGACGAGAGCAGCUCCAUCAGCAGCGGCCUCAGCGAUGCCUCUGACAACCUCAGCUCGGAGGAGUUCAACGCCAGCUCCUCGCUCAACUCCCUGCCCUCCACCCCCACCGCCUCACGCAGGAACUCGGCCAUAGCGCUACGCACGGACUCGGAGAAGCGCUCGCUGGCCGAGAGCGGGCUGAGCUGGUACGGCGAGGGCGAGGACAAGGCGCCCAAGAAGCUGGACUACGACAGCAGCAGCCUCAAGAUGGAGCAUGGAUCCUCCAAGUGGCGGCGAGAGCCCUCGGAGGGUGGUGAGGAGGGGUCCAAGGGUGGGGAGCUGAAGAAGCCCGUCAGCCUGGGCACUCCGGGCUCCCUCAAGAAGGGCAAGACCCCUCCGGUGGCCGUGACGUCCCCCAUCACACACACGGCCCAGAGCACCCUCAAAGUAGCAGCAGGCAAGCCUGAGACCAAAGCCACCGACAAGAGCAAGCUGUCUGUGAAGAGCACAGGUCUGCAGCGUUCCUCCUCCGAUGCCGGCCGUGACCGUGCUGCUGAUGCCAAGAAACCACCCUUGGGUCUCACGCGCCCGUCGGCCUCCAGCUCCUUUGGCUACAAGAAGCCAGCUCCUGCCACCGGCACAGCCACCGUCAUGCAGGCUGGGGGCUCGGCCACGCUCGGCAAGAUCCAGAAGAGCUCCAGCAUCCCCGUCAAGCCGGUCAGCGGGAGGAAAACAAGCCUGGACGUCUCCAACGCAGCCGAGCCCGGCUUCCUGGCCCCAGGCGCUCGGUCCAACAUCCAGUACCGCAGCCUGCCCCGGCCGGCCAAAUCCAGCUCCAUGAGUGUGACCGGUGGCCGCGGUGCCAACCGUCCAGUCAGCAGCAGCAUCGAUCCCAGCCUGCUGAGCACCAAGCAGGGCAGCAUCUCAGUGUCGCGGCUCAAGGAGCCGUCCAAGAUUGGUGCUGGCCGUGGCACACCAGCGCCCGUGAACCAGACAGACCGCGAGAAGGAGAAAGCCAAGGCCAAGGCAGUGGCGCUUGACUCCGAGUGCGGGACGCUGAAGAGCGUGGGCUCGCCUGAGAGCACCCCAAAAGCACAGGCCAACCUCCCACCCGCGGCCAAGGUGGCCGAGCUGCCCCCCACACCUCUCAGAGCGGCUGCCAAGACCUACGUGAAGCCUCCUUCGCUGGCCAACUUGGACAAGGUGAACUCCAACAGCCUGGACUUGCCCUCCUCCAGCGAGCUGCCGCCGCCGCAGUCGGCCAAGCUGCAGGACCUGCACCCGGGCAGCGGGCACCUCGCGCCCUGCUUCAGCCCCAGUCCUGCCCCCAUCCUCAACAUCAACUCGGCCAGCUUCUCCCAGGGCCUGGAGCUCAUGGGCGGCUUCAGCGUCCCCAAGGAGGGCAGGAUGUACCCCAAGCUCUCCAGCCUGCACCGCAGCAUGGAGUCCCUGCAGAUGCCCAUGAGCCUGCCCAGUGCCUUCUCGGGGGGCAGCACCACCACCCCAGCCCCUGCUGCCGCUCCCCCCGCCAGCACGGAGGAGGAGGAAGAGGCAGGAGAGCUGGGCUGGAGCGGGAGCCCCCGGCUCGCACAUCUGGACAGUGCCAACCGUGACAGGAACACGCUGCCCAAGAAAGGCUUGAGGUACCAGCUCCACUCCCAGGAGGAGGCCAAGGAGCGGCGCCAUUCCCAUGCCAUCAGCAGCGGGCUGCCCGAGGCAGACGACCAGCAGGAGCUGCCCUCGCCCCCCACCCUCCCCAUGGCACUGGUUGGGAAGGGGCCGCUCACCAGCAUCGUGAGCCCCACUGCCACCGCAACCCCGCGGAUCACCCGCUCCAACAGCAUCCCUACCCACGACUCCACCUUCGAGCUGUACAGCACAUCCCAGAUGGGCAGCACCCUCUCCCUGGCUGACAAGCCCAAGGGCAUGAUCCGCUCGGGCUCCUUCCGGGACCCUGUGGACGAUGUUCACGGAUCGGUGCUGUCCCUGGCCUCCAGCGCGUCCUCCACCUACUCCUCUGCUGAGGAGAAGAUGCAGUCCGAGCAAAUCCGCAAGCUGCGCCGCGAGCUGGAGUCCUCGCAGGAGAAGGUGGCCACGCUGACGUCCCAGCUCUCCGCCAACGCCAACCUGGUAGCAGCUUUUGAGCAGAGCCUGGUGAGCAUGACAUCCCGCCUGCGGCACUUGGCCGAGACCGCUGAGGAGAAGGACACAGAGCUGCUGGACCUGCGGGAGACCAUUGACUUCCUGAAGAAGAAGAACUCGGAGGCCCAAGCUGUGAUCCAGGGUGCCCUGAACGGCACUGAUGUCACCCCCAAAGAGCUGCGUAUCAAGAGGCAGAACUCCUCCGACAGCAUCUCCAGCCUCAACAGCAUCACCAGCCACUCCAGCAUCGGCAGCAGCAAGGAUGCCGACGCCAAGAAGAAAAAGAAGAAGAGCUGGGUGUAUGAGCUGCGCAGCUCCUUCAACAAGGCCUUCAGCAUCAAGAAGGGACCAAAAUCAGCCUCGUCCUACUCCGACAUUGAGGAGAUUGCCACGCCGGACUCGUCGGCCCCCUCCUCCCCGAAGUUGCAGCACGGCUCCACGGAGACCGCCUCGCCCUCCAUCAAAUCCUCCACAUCCUCCUCCGUGGGCAUCGACACAGCGGAGCUCUUCCAGGCCCAUGGUGAGGGCGAGCCGGAGAAGAAGGAGGUGUCAGAGCUGCGGUCGGAGCUGUGGGAGAAGGAGAUGAAGCUGACGGACAUCCGCCUGGAAGCCCUCAACUCAGCCCACCAGCUGGAGCAGCUCCGGGAGACCAUGCACAACAUGCAGCUGGAGGUGGAUCUCCUCAAGGCUGAGAACGACCGGCUCAAAGUGGCUCCGGGGCCCUCGGCGGUGCCAGGCUCCGUUCCUGGCCAUGUCACGAGCUCAUCGGCCUCCUCUUCACCGCGGCGUUCGCUGGGUCUCACCCUUGGCCAUGCCUUCAGCCCCAGCCUGGGGGACUCAGAUGUGUCCCCCAUGGACGCCGUCAGCGCCGGCACCCAGAAGGACGAGCUGAUGCUGCGGAUCGUGGUGCGCAUGCCACCCCAGCACAUCAUCAAGGGGGACCUCAAGCAGCAGGAGUUUUUCCUGGGCUGGACCAAGGUGAGCGGGAAGGUGGACUGGAAGAUGCUGGAUGAGGCUGUCUGCCAAGUCUUCAAGGAUUAUAUCACCAAGAUGGAUCCUGCUUCCACGCUGGGGCUCAGCACCGAGUCUGUCUACGGCUACAGCAUCAGCCACAUCAAGCGGGUGCUGGACACGGAACCGCCAGAGCUGCCGCUGUGCCGCCGGGGCCUGACCAGCAUCGUGGUGACACUCAAAGGCUUGAAGGAGAAGUGUGUGGACAGCCUGGUGUUCGAGACACUCAUCCCCAAGCCCAUGAUGCAGCAUUACAUCAGCCUCCUGCUGAAGCACCGGCGGCUCAUCCUCUCGGGACCCAGCGGCACCGGCAAGACCUACCUGACCAACCGCCUGGCCGAGUACCUGGUGGAGCGCUCGGGUCGGGACGUCACCGAGGGCAUCGUCAGCACCUUCAACAUGCACCAGCAGUCCUGCAAGGACCUGCAGCUGUACCUCUCCAACCUGGCCAACCAGAUCGACCGGGAGACGGGCACAGCGGACGUGCCGCUGGUGAUCCUCCUGGAUGACCUCAGUGAGGCAGGCUCCAUCAGCGAGCUCGUCAACGGCGCACUCACCUGCAAGUACCACAAAUGCCCCUACAUCAUUGGGACCACCAACCAGCCUGUGAAGAUGACUCCAAACCAUGGCCUCCAUCUCAGCUUCAGGAUGCUGACCUUCUCAAACAACGUGGAGCCGGCCAACGGCUUCCUGGUGCGCUACCUGCGGCGGAAGCUGCUGGAGUCGGACACGGAUGUCAACGCCAACAAGGAGGAGCUGCUGCGUGUGCUGGACUGGGUGCCCAAGCUCUGGUACCACUUGCACACCUUCCUGGAGAAACACAGCACCUCCGACUUCCUCAUCGGUCCCUGCUUCUUCCUGUCAUGCCCCAUUGGAAUUGAGGAUUUUCGGACCUGGUUCAUUGACCUGUGGAACAACUCCAUCAUCCCUUACCUGCAGGAGGGAGCAAAAGAUGGGCUCAAGGUCCACGGGCAGAAGGCAGCCUGGGAGGACCCCGUGGAGUGGGUGCGGGACACCCUGCCCUGGCCGUCAGCGCAGCAGGACCAGUCCAAGCUGUACCACCUGCCCCCCCCCACCAUCGGGCCCCACAGCACCGUUUCCCCUCCCGAGGAGCGCUCUGUCAAGGACACGACGCCCAGCUCCCUGGACUCGGACCCUCUGAUGGCCAUGCUGCUGAAGCUCCAGGAAGCCGCCAACUACAUCGAGUCUCCAGACCGUGAGACCAUGGUGGACCCCGACCUGCAGUCGACUCUGUGAGGCCCGGACGUGCCGGCCCCCGCUCCCGCCGGGCUGCUCUCCCUUCCCUUUGGUGUGCCGGGGAGCUGGGUCCGGCCGCCGGACAGCGCGAGGCGCAUCCCCGCUCCCGAGCCGGGGGUAGGAGGAUCCUGGUUUCUCUUGUUGGGUUUGUUCUGUCUCUCUUGCAUAGUCCCGGCUCUGGGGCCGGGAGCCGCAGGGAGGGCUCCGUGUGGGGCAGGCCCCCCGCGGGAGCUGAAGCUGGGGCGCAGGGCAGCGUGCGGCCGCAGGACAGGAGCGAGGGGCUCCCGCUCCCUCCACCCAGCCCCGGGUAGCCGAGGGCAGGCUCUGCUGUCGUUGUACGUGCCCCGUUUCACCCGCAUGGCGCCGCCGCGGCCAGGACAGCCCAAUAAACCCUGCUCUGGUUAUUUUAUUUGGUUCCCCCCCCCCCCCAACUCCCAUCUUCCUUUGGCCGAGUCCAGACUUUGCUUUGGUCCCUUUUUUUGUUCUGGUUCUUUGCUCUCCCGGCCUGGAGCCUGUGACACAGUGCCCAUCACUUCCCCGUAAGCAGCUCCUUUUCCCUUUGGAUUCUUUUGCAGCUAUUGGUUCCACUACUCAAACCACCUCUGUUACAAAACUGGUGCUCACUGGACAAUCUCCAGUCCCUGAACUCACCUCCCGGGGCCUCACAGCUUGGCUGAGAUGGGACAUGGCAGCCAGGGGCAGCGGGAUGCUUCCAGAGCAGCCCCUCGCCUGGUGCCUCCCCGCUCCCCAAAAGCAUAAGGCAGGGUCUGGCCCUGGGGAUGGGGUCUCCCACCACGCCAGGGUCCCAUGGGGCAUCCAUCCCCAAGAGACCUGGGGCAUGGAGUGGGUGCUGCUGUCCCCUCCCUGGGCAGCCAUAGGGCGCACAACCUGGCCCAUGUCCCCGUGGUGCUGCUAGGCUGGUGCAGUCCCUUGUGUCCCCGGCUCCCCAAGGCCCUGGCAGGGUCUCGCUGUGCCCCAUGUUGUGCUCCGGGGAUGCCACGUGUCCUCUUGGCCCUGCCGUGCAGUGUCACAGGAGGCUCCUGGCACGGAGGGGAUCAGCCCCGGUGCUGCCGUGGUGCCUUAAUCUCCGGCCAUGCAGGAAGGGGGCACAUGGGCUUCAGGCUGGUGCUGUUGCAGCCUGCUCUGGCUGCAGUGCCCUAUGCCUGUCCCCAAAGCUGGCUGGGAUGCGAUGGGACAGGGGUGCUGGCGCUGGCCUGAGCACGGCCAAGCUGGAGCUGCUGCCUUCAGCACCCAUCGCUUGCCUGUCCCUAAGUGGGGUGCUCUGCUGCACCCGCACCUCCAUCCCUGAGCCCACUUCAGCUCUGCAUCCCCCAGCUCCUCCCUGCUGCUGCCCAGCUUGGCUCCUGCACCCUGGAGAGCCUUUUGGGGAGAGAUGCCCCCAGGGCUGGUUCUGCCAAGCCCAUCCUGUCCCUGCGCCCUGCCAGGCUGGGCACGGGGCAGUCUCAGCCCCCCUGGGCCCCCUCCAACCCCGGCAUCUCCUUGACGGCCCGGCCUUGCUGCCGGUGGCAGCCGCCACCCCUGCCCUUGGUGCUCUCGGCCGGGGCGCCUCGCCAUGCGCCCCGUGGUGCUCACUUGUCCGUGUGUCCGGCAGCCUCCCCGCGCUGCCCGGGGCCGCCAGCCUGGCCCCUUGCACAGGGGUGUCCUCCCCGUGCUGGCUUGGGCGCUUGGGCUCUCUGUUCGCCUUCUCUUGUGUUGCCGCUGUGGGCUAAGGACUCGCUGUAAAUAGGUGUGUAGUCGAAGGCCCCGCGUGAGCUGGGGGGGCCCGGCCCUGCGCCUCUUUCCUCCUCUGGUUUGGUUUGAUUUCAUUUUUUGUACUCUGUGAUAACUGUGCUGUGCUGACUUCUGUUCUGAUUGUACGAGACACCGGCUCAGCAGUCGCUCGAGGCUGGCGGUGAGGACCCGGCUCUCCCCUCCAGCCCCUCUCAUCCUCCUCGGGGCACAAAAAAGCACCUUUGGGGCUGCCCCGUGCUUGGGCAGUGCUGUGCCCAGAGGGUCCCGUCAGGGGAGAGCCCCACUUUAUUUUCUGACGCCUCUAAGAAGCCACAAACACAUGGACCAAACUGUCCCCGUCACUGGCUCUCUUGGGGCUGCACUGCUGGAUGUCCCCCAGCCCCUUUCCUGCAGGUUUGCCCCAUCCUUCCCAGAGGCUGUGGCACAGGAGGAAUCCCCAAGGGGCAGGGAAGGGUGAUGGCGAUGCCGGCGUGCCCCAGUGGAUUCCUCCUGGCUCACACAGAGUACCCUGUGUCCCCUGGCGCAGCACUUGGGGACUGAGCAUCCCUCAGUGCUGCCCCGUCUAUGGGCUGAGCCCCUCUGUCCCCAGGGGACACGUCCAAGGGUUGCACUAACUCAUCCCCCUGCCACCCCCAAAGGUGCCUGUUGUCCCCAGGGGUGCCUGUCACCCCCAUAGGAUCUGGUCACCCCUGAAGGUGCCUGCUGUCCCCAAGGGUACCCAACAUGCCCAAGGGUGCCCAUCACCCCCAACGGUGCCUGCUGCCCCCGAGGGUGCUGCCACCUCCAAAGGUGCCCAUGGCCCCUGGGUGCACCAGGGGCCUUCCCGAGGGGCUGGAGCAGGGAGAUGCCAGCACCUCACCCUCCUGCCCCCUCGAGCUGCUGCUGCCCGGUGGCCUGAACCUUUACAAUUUUAGCUUUUUUCUAUUAAAAACAAAACAACCUUUUUUUAAUUAAAAUAAAAGAUGAAAAGGACAAAUUCCUGUUUUAGAUGAUCUGUGUAACUGACUGGGUUUUGUGUUUCUUAACUGCAUGGUAUUCCUGCCCAGGGGUUUUAUAGCACUUUUUAAAUUUCUCUUUAAGAUUUUGGUCCGGAUUUCUACUGCUCUCGCCUGUCUGUCUUUGCUUUUCCCUCGCCUCCUCCAAGUUUGUAAACUCGCUCUAUUUUAUACCUGAUGUUGAGACCCAACCCCACAUUGUACAUAGCUGCGGGAACAAUCAUAGGGAACAAACACCAUCUGGACUCUUACCCACCAUUCGUUCUUUUUACUUACAAGAAACUUUCAAAGAAGUCUAAAAGGAAGCCAGGAAAAGGCUUGAGGAUAUUCCGAAAGACAGAAACAAAUCCAGCCCUGCACCAAGUCAGCUCCUGCUGCCCACGCUGCCCGCACCAACUGGCAUGUCUCUUCUCGGUCGUCUGUCUAACACCAUUGGAUUCAAUAAAGUUGUCUCCUGUUC